Messenger RNA from Parus major (Great Tit), 10182 nucleotides. It is a transcript of the gene CSMD2, whose product is annotated as CUB and Sushi multiple domains 2. Bases 1 to 9948 code for a protein of 3315 amino acids. The transcript is spliced from 68 exons. Lineage: Eukaryota; Metazoa; Chordata; Aves; Passeriformes; Paridae. The record is from RefSeq and is a predicted model, not a curated record.
AUGUCAGGUUUAUUCCUGACCUUUGGCCAUGCAGGUUUCAGGCAGCCUUGGCCAUCCAGGCAGCUCUUGGUGGCUCAGCCCCUCACUCCAUCCCAGAACUGCAGUCACACAUUGCAGGGCCCAAACGGGACAAUACAGAGCCCAGGCUUCCCCUAUGGAUACCCCAAUUAUGCAAACUGCACGUGGACAAUCACUGCUGAGGAGCAGAACAGGAUACAGCUUGUUUUCCAGUCCUUUGCAUUAGAGGAAGAUUUUGAUGUAUUAUCCAUCUACGAUGGGCUGCCUCAGCAGGGGAAUCUGAGAACGAGGCUGACAGGAUUCCAGCUGCCUGCUCCCAUCGUCAGUACCGGCCUGGUGCUGUCCCUGUGGCUCGUCAGUGACUACGCCGUGAGUGCCCAAGGCUUCCAGGCCAGCUAUGAGGCCCUGCCCAGCCACACGUGCGGGAACCCGGGGCGGCUGCGGAACGGGGUCCAGCAAGGGACCACCUUCAGCAUCGGGGACAGGGUCAGGUACAGCUGCAACCCCGGCUUCUUCCUGGAGGGCCACGCCCUGCUCACCUGCCAGGCCAGCUCGGGACACGGAGCCUCCUGGGAUUUCCCUCUCCCUGUCUGCAGAGCCGACGACGCCUGCGGAGGGACCCUGCGGGGCCAGAGCGGGAUCAUCUCCAGCCCUCACUUCCCCCUGGAGUAUGGCAACAAUGCAGACUGCACCUGGACCAUCCUGGCCGAGCCUGGGGACACCAUUGCUCUGGUGUUCAUGGACUUCCAGCUGGAGGAUGGAUACGAUGUCCUGGAAGUCGCUGGCACAGAGGGAUCCUCGCUCUGGUUCACUGGGAUGAAUUUGCCCGCCCCUGUGAUCAGCAGCAAAAAUUGGCUGCGGCUCCACUUCACCUCUGACGGCAACCACAGGCAGAAGGGCUUCAGUGCCCAGUACCAAGUCAAGAAGCAGAUGGAGCUCAAGUCCAGAGGGGUGAAGCUCAUGCCCAGCAAGGACAACAACCAGAAGACAUCUGUGUUAACUCAGGUUGGUGUGUCCCAGGGACAUAAUUUGUGUCCAGACCCUGGGAUUCCUGAGAGAGGCAAAAGGAUAGGCAACGAUUUUAGGCUGGGCUCCAGCAUCCAGUUCUCCUGCAAUGAGGGCUACGACCUGCAGGGCUCCAAGAGCAUCACCUGCAAGAGAGUCAGCGACAUCAUCGUGGCCUGGAGCGACCACCGGCCCGUCUGCAGAGCCAGGAUGUGUGACACGUACCUGCGUGGGCCCAGCGGGGUCAUCACCUCCCCCAACUACCCCGUGCAGUACGACAACAACGCCUACUGCGUCUGGGUCAUCACCGCCCUCAACCCCGCCAAGGUGAUCAAACUCACCUUCGAGGAAUUCGAGCUGGAGAGAGGCUACGACACGCUGACAGUGGGGGAUGGAGGCCAGGUCGGAGACCAGAAAUCUGUGCUUUAUGUCCUGACGGGCACCACGGUCCCCGACCUCAUCGUCAGCACCCAGCACCAGAUGUGGCUCCUGUUCCAGACUGACAGUGUCAGCAACCUGCUGGGCUUCAAAGCCACCUACGAGGAGAUCGACCAGGGCAGCUGUGGCGAUCCCGGGAUCCCCGCCUUUGGCCGCAGAGAAGGCUCCACCUUCCGCCACGGGGACACUCUGCACUUCGAGUGCCAGCCCGCCUUCGAGCUGAAGGGCCACAAAAGCAUAACCUGCCAAAAGAGCAGCCAGUGGUCUGCUCAGAAACCUGUGUGUGUUUUUUCCUGCUUUUUCAACUUCACCAGCCCAUCGGGGAUCGUGCUGUCCCCGAACUACCCCGAGGAGUACGGGAGCAGCCUGCACUGCGUGUGGCUCAUCAUCGCCAACCCCGAGAGCAGGAUCCACCUGGCCUUCAAUGACUUCGAUGUGGAGCCCCAGUUCGACUUCCUGGCCGUCAAGGACGGGGGCACGGCCGAGUCACCGGUGCUGGGCACCUUCUCAGGGAGCCACAUCCCCUCCUCGCUGACCAGCAGCGGCCACGUGGCCAGGCUGGAGUUCCAGACUGACCACUCCAUGGAGAAGAGAGGCUUCAACAUCACCUUCACCACGUUCCGGCACAACGAGUGUCCGGAUCCCGGCGUACCGGUGAACGGGAAGCGCUUUGGGGACAGCCUGCAGCUGGGCAGCUCCGUGUCCUUCCUGUGUGACGAGGGCUUCAUCCGCACCCACGGCGCCGAGAGCGUCACCUGUGUCCUGCAGGAGGGCAACGUGGUGUGGGACAACGCCGUGCUGCGCUGUGAAGCACCCUGUGGGGGCCACCUGACGUCACCCAGCGGAACCAUCCUGUCCCCAGGCUGGCCUGGCUUCUACAAGGACUCGCUGAGCUGUGCCUGGGUCAUCGAGGCCCAGCCAGGCUACCCCAUCAAGAUCACCUUUGACAGGUUCAAGACAGAGGUGAAUUAUGACACUCUGGAGGUGCGGGAUGGCCGGUCCUACUCCUCACCCCUUAUCGGGGUCUAUGAUGGCACCCAGGUGCCCCAGUUCCUGAUCAGCACCAGCAACCACCUCUACCUCCUGUUCACCACCGACAAGAGCCACUCCGACAUCGGCUUCCAGAUCCGAUAUGAAACUGUGAAGCUGCAGUCCGACCACUGCCUGGAUCCAGGGAUCCCGGUGAACGGGCAGCGCCACGGGAACGAUUUCUACGUGGGAGCCCUGGUGACGUUCAGCUGUGACCCCGGCUACACCCUGAGCGACAGCGAGGCCCUGGAGUGUGAGCCCAACUUCCAGUGGAGCCGGCCCCUGCCCAGCUGUGAGGCUCUCUGUGGGGGCUACAUCCGUGGCUCCAGUGGCACCAUCCUCUCCCCAGGCUUCCCUGAUUUUUAUCCCAACAACCUGAACUGCACGUGGACAAUAGAAACAUCCCAUGGGAAAGGUGUGUUCUUCACCUUCCACACGUUCCACCUGGAGAAUGGCCACGAUUACCUGCUGAUCACCGAGAACUCCAGCUUUGCCCAGCCCCUGAAGCAGUUUGGCUGGAAGUCAAACGCUCAGACUGAGUGUGGCUCGUCCGUGACGGGAACCCAGGGCGUGCUGCUGUCCCCCAACUACCCCCUGAACUACAACAACAACCACGAGUGCAUCUACUCCAUCCAGAGCCAGCCAGGGAAAGGCAUCCAGCUGAAAGCCAGGACCUUCGAGCUGGAGGCAGGAGAUGUCCUCAAGGUCUACGAUGGCACCAACAGCUCUGCCCGGCUGCUGGGCACCUUCAGCCACUCAGAGCUGCUGGGCACCAGCAUCAACAGCACCUCCAGCUCCAUGUGGCUGGAAUUCAUCACUGACACCGCCAACACCAGCAAGGGCUUCGAGCUGCAGUUCUCCAGUUUUGAGCUCAUCAAGUGUGAGGACCCCGGCAUCCCCCAGUUUGGGUACAAGGUGCACGACGAGGGACACUUUGCUGGCAGCUCGGUGUCCUUCAGCUGUGACCCUGGCUACACCCUGAGAGGCACCAGGGUGCUGGUGUGCCUGACCGGGGAGAGGAGAGCCUGGGACCAGCCCCUGCCGACCUGUGUGGCUGAGUGUGGAGGGACAAUCAGAGGAGAGGCCUCAGGACGGAUCCUUUCUCCAGGAUAUCCAACUCCCUAUGACCACAACCUCAACUGCAUCUGGAUCAUCGAGGCAGAGCCUGGAUGUACCAUUGGGCUUCAUUUCAUGGUUUUCCACACGGAGGAGUUCCACGACGUGCUGCGGAUCUGGGACGGGCCGGUGGAGAACGGGAUCCUGCUGAAGGAGAUGAGCGGCUCAGGGCUGCCCGGGGACAUCCACAGCACCUUCAACUCCGUCAUCCUGCAGUUCAACACCGACUUCUUCACCAGCAAGCAGGGCUUUGCCAUCCAGUUCUCAGUUUCCACGGCCACUUCCUGCAACGACCCAGGAAUCCCCCAGAACGGGAGCCGCAGUGGGGACAGCAAAGAGGCCGGGGACUCCAUCACCUUCCAGUGCAACCCCGGCUACGCCCUGCAAGGGGAGGCCCAGAUCACCUGUGUGCAGAUCGAGAACAGGUUCUUCUGGCAGCCAGACCCACCCAUCUGCACAGCUCCCUGUGGUGGGAUCCUGACGGGCCCGGCGGGGGUGAUCCUGUCCCCGCAGUACCCGGAGCCGUAUCCCCCAGGGAAGGAGUGUGACUGGAAGCUGACGGUGUCCCCUGACUAUGUCAUCGCCCUGGUGUUCAACAUCUUCAGCCUGGAGCCUGGCUAUGAUUUCCUGCACAUCUAUGACGGGCCUGACUCCCUGAGCCCCCUGAUUGGGAGUUUUUAUGGCUCCCAGCUCCCAGAGAGAAUCGAGAGCAGCAGCAACAGCCUUUUCCUGGCAUUCCGGAGCGACGCCUCCGUCAGCAGCGCUGGCUUCGUCAUCGAGUACACAGAGAACCCCCGGGAGUCCUGCUUUGACCCAGGCUCCAUCAAGAACGGCACCAGGGUGGGCACGGACCUGAAGCUGGGCUCCACCAUCACCUUCUACUGUGACGGGGGCUACAACAUCGAGGGGGGCCCCACCCUCACCUGUGUCAUGGGAGCGGAUGGAAAACCCACCUGGAACAAGCUUCGGCCCACCUGUACAGCUCCCUGUGGAGGGCAGUACACGGGCUCGGAUGGAGUCGUCCUGUCCCCAAAUUAUCCCCAAAACUACACCAGUGGCCAGGUGUGCCUGUACUCCAUCAUCGUGCCCAAGGACUACGUGCUCUUCGGGCAGUUCGCCUUUUUCCAGACAGCUCUCAAUGAUGUGGUGGAAGUGCACGAUGGCCCCACGCAGCACUCGCGCCUGCUCAGCUCCCUCUCGGGCUCUCACUCAGGGGAAUCUUUACCAUUGGCCACCACCAACCAGAUCCUCAUCAAAUUCAGCUCCAAGGGUCAAUCCACAGCCAAAGGCUUUCAUUUUGUCUACCAAGCCGUGCCCCGCACCAGCGCCACGCAGUGCAGCUCAGUGCCGGAGCCGCGGCACGGGCGGCGCCUGGGCAGCGACUUCGCCGUGGGCGCCGUGGUGCGCUUCGAGUGCAGCCCUGGCUACGGCCUGCGCGGCUCCCCCGCCAUCCAGUGCCUGGCCAUGCCCGGGGCCCUGGCACAGUGGAACUCCUCCGUCCCCACCUGCCUGGUGCCCUGUGGGGGGAACCUGACGGAGAGGAAAGGAACCAUCCUGUCCCCAGGCUUCCCUGAGCCCUACCUGAACAGCCUCAACUGCGUGUGGAAGAUCACAGUGCCUGAGGGAGCAGGGAUCCAGAUCCAGGUGAUCAGUUUUGUCACGGAGCAGAACUGGGAUUCCCUGGAAGUGUUUGAUGGAGGAGACAACACAGCCACCAUGCUGGGGAGCUUCUCUGGAACCACAGUGCCUGCGCUGCUCAACAGCACUUCAAACCAGCUCUAUCUGCAUUUCUACUCUGACAUCAGCGUCUCUGCUGCCGGCUUUCACCUGGAAUACAAAACCGUGGGCCUCUCCAGCUGCCCGGAGCCGCAGGUUCCUGGGAACGGGCUGAAGAUCGGCGAGCGUUACCUGGUGAACGACGUGGUGUCCUUCCAGUGUGAGCCGGGCUAUGCCCUGCAGGGCCACUCCCACAUCUCCUGCAUGCCGGGCACGGUGCGCCGCUGGAAUUACCCUCCACCCCUCUGCAUCGCCCAGUGUGGAGGAACAGCAGAAGAGAUGGAAGGUGUGCUCCUGAGCCCAGGCUUCCCAGGAAAUUAUCCCAGCAACCUGGACUGCACAUGGAGGAUCCUGCUGCCAGUGGGGUUUGGUGCCCACAUCCAGUUCCUGAACUUCUCCACAGAGCCCAACCACGACUUUGUGGAGAUCCGGAACGGGCCCUACGACACCAGCAGCGUCAUCGGGCGCUUCAGCGGCGCCGAGCUGCCCGGCUCCCUCCUGUCCACCUCCCACGAAACCACCGUCUACUUCCACAGUGACCACUCCCAGAACAAGCCAGGCUUCAAGCUGGAAUACCAAGCCUACGAGCUGCAGGAAUGCCCUGACCCGGAGCCCUUUGCCAACGGAGUGGUGAGAGGAGCUGGCUACAACGUUGGCCAGUCCAUCUCCUUCGAGUGCCUGCCUGGCUUCCAGCUGAUCGGGCACCCCGUGCUCACCUGCCAGCACGGCACCAACAGGAACUGGGACCACCCCCUGCCCAGGUGUGAAGUGCCUUGUGGGGGCAAUGUCACUGCCCAGAAUGGGACAGUUUACUCUCCUGGCUUCCCCAACCAGUACCCAAAUUCCCAGGAUUGCACCUGGCUCCUGACAGUGCCAGUGGGAUACGGGAUCCACCUGAACUUCACCGUGCUGCAGACAGAGCCCUACAACGACUUCAUCACCGUCUGGGAUGGGCCUCAGCAAACAGCCCCCCAGCUGGGUGUGUUCACAGGCAGCUCUGCCAAGAAAUCCGCCCAGAGCUCCUCCAACCAGGUCCUGCUGAAAUUCCACAGCGACGCCGCCAACGGAGGCAUCUUCGCCAUCUACUUCUAUGCUUUCCAGCUUUUCCGCUGCCAGCCUCCCACCGUCGUUCCCAACGCCGAGAUCAUCACAGAGAAUGAGGAGUUCAACAUCGGUGACAUCGUGAGGUACCGGUGCCUUCCCGGCUUCACCCUGAUCGGGAAUGAAAUCCUCACCUGCAAACUGGGCACCCACCUGCAGUUCGAGGGGCCCCCACCCACCUGUGAAGUGCACUGCCCCAUGAACCAGCUGAUGACAGAUUCCACCGGGGUGAUCCUAAGCCAGAGCUUCCUGGGAAGUUACCCCCACUUCCAGACCUGCUCCUGGGUGGUGAAGGUGGAGCCGGGGUACAACAUCUCCCUCACCAUUGAGUACUUCCUCAGUGAGAAGCAGUUUGAUGAGUUCGAAAUCUUCGAUGGUCCCUCUGGGCAGAGCCCCCUGCUGCUGUCGCUGAGUGGGAAUUACUCGGCCCCUCUGACCGUCACCAGCAGCGGGAACAGCGUCUUCCUGCGCUGGUCCUCCGACCACGCCUACAACAGGAAAGGCUUCAAAAUCCGCUACUCCGCUCCCUACUGCAGCCUCCCGCAGCCUCCAGCGCACGGGAUGAUCCUGAGCAGCUCCGGGCUGCGCCCCGGCAGCUCCGUGCGCUUCGCGUGCGACGCCGGAUACCGCCUGGUGGGACACAGCACCACCACCUGCACCCAGCACCCCCAGGGACACUUCCACUGGAGGGAAGCCAUCCCCCUGUGCCAAGGUGAGAGCAGCGAUGGGUUGGGAUGGAGUUCCAGGAGUCCCCGGAAAAGGUGGUGGAAAAAAACCAAAGCAAUAUUGGAAUUCUGGCUUGGAGCCGCAGCUGUGACGUGCCCUGACGUGGGCAGCAUCGCGGUGGAGCACGGCCGCUGGCGCCUCACCUACGAGGUGCACUACCACUACAACGCCCAGCUGAUGCUCAUCUGCGACCCUGGCUACUACUACACGGGCCAGAGGGUCAUCCGCUGCCAGGCCAACGGCACCUGGAGCAUCGGGGAGCCCGUGCCCACCUGUAAAAUUAUCUCCUGUGGGGAGCUGCCCACCCCUCCCAACGGGAACAAGAUCGGGACCCUCACCAGUUACGGAGCCACUGCCAUCUUCUCCUGCAACACUGGCUACACCCUGGUGGGCUCCCGGGUCCGGGAGUGCAUGGCCAACGGGCUCUGGAGCGGGGCUGAGGUCCGGUGUCUGGCCGGGCACUGCGGCGUGCCCAGCCCCAUUGUGAACGGGCAGAUCAACGGGGAGAACUACAACUACCGGGGCAGCGUGGUGUACCAGUGCCAGCCCGGCUUCCGCCUGAUCGGCAUGUCCGUGCGCAUCUGCCAGCAGGAUCACCGCUGGUCCGGGAAAACGCCUGUCUGUGUGCCCAUCACCUGUGGCCACCCUGGCAAUCCCCCCAACGGCGUCACCCAGGGCUCCCAGUUCAACCUCAACGACGUGGCCAAAUUCCAGUGCAACCCCGGCUUCCGCCUGGAGGGAGCUUCCCAAUCCCAGUGCCUGGCCAACGGCCAGUGGAGCAGCACCCUGCCCUCCUGCCGAGUUGUGAACUGUUCUGACCCUGGGCACCUGGAAAACAGCGUCCGGCAAGUGCAGCCGAGCGGCCCCCACAGGUUCAGCUUCGGCACCACGGUGUCCUAUCAGUGCAUCCACGGAUUUUAUUUGUUGGGAACACACGUCCUGACGUGCCAGGGCGAUGGCACGUGGGACAGAGCCCUCCCCCAGUGCCUUUUGGUGUCGUGUGGCCACCCCGGGUCCCCUCCCCACGCGCAGAUCUCGGGGGACAAGCACACGGUGGGCUCUGUGGUCAGGUACAGCUGCCUGGGCAGGCGCACCCUGGUCGGGAAUUCCACACGGAUGUGCCAGCUGGACGGGCGCUGGAGCGGCUCCCUGCCACACUGCUCUGGUGAGAGGCCUUGGGAAGGGCCAUGCCAUGGUCACCCACCCAUGGUCAUCACCUCCCACCCAUCAUCACCUCUGCUGAGUGCCUGGAGGGGGCUCCUGAAAUUCUCCUUUUUGCCUUGCUUGGCAGUGAUCAACUGUGGAGACCCCGGUGUGCCAGCCAACGGGCUCAGGCUGGGCAGCGACUUCACCUACAACAAAUCCGUGGUGUUCCAGUGCACUCCCGGCUUCAUGAUGGAGUCAGACAGGGCAGCUGCUCUCACCUGCACCAGGGACCGCACCUGGAACGGCACCAAACCUGUCUGCAAAGCCGUGUUCUGUGGGGACCCGGGGACCCCGGCCCAGGGCAGGCGGGAGGACCGAGGUUUCACCUACCGCUCGUCCGUGUCCUUCUCCUGCCUGGCCCCGCUGGUGCUCGUGGGAUCGGCACGGAGGUUCUGCCAGUCCGAUGGCACCUGGAGCGGGACCCAGCCCAGCUGCAUCGAUCCCAGCCUCACGACAUGUGCAGAUCCAGGAGUGCCUCUUUUUGGGAUGCAGAACAAUUCCCAGGGAUACCAGGUGGGAAGCCUCCUGCUCUUCAGGUGCCAGAAGGGAUAUCUCCUGCAGGGCUCCACCACCAGGACCUGCCUGCCCAACCUGACCUGGAGCGGCGUCCAGCCCGACUGCGUCCCCCACCACUGCAAGCAGCCUGAGACCCCGUCCCAUGCCAACGUGGGUGCCCUGGACCUGCCCUCCCUGGGCUACACCUUGAUCUACUCCUGCCAGAGCGGCUUCUACCUCACCGGGGGCUCCGAGCACCGCACCUGCAAAGCCGACGGCAGCUGGACAGGGAAACCCCCCAUCUGCCUGGCCGAUGUCCGUCCCAGCGGGAGGCCUGUGGGCACUGCGCGGGAGCCGCCGCUCGCCAAGGUCUCAGUGCCUGCGGAUGUGUUUGCGAGGAAUUCCCUGUGGAAAGGCUCCUACGAGUACCUGGGGAAGAAGCAGCCAGCCAUGCUCUCUGUCACCAGCUUCGACCCCAGCACCAGCAAGGUCAACGCCACCUUGAUCGACCACAGCGGGGUGGAGCUCCAGGUGUCCGGGAUUUAUAAGAAGGAAGAUGUGCACCUGCUGCUCCAGGUGUACCAGAUCAUGGGGCCGCUGGAGAUCUUUGCCAACAAGUUCCGGAACGACAAAUGGGCUCUGGAUGGACAUGUCUCAUCAGAGUCCUCAAGUGGCACCUUCGUGUACCAGGGUUUCGUGCGUGGCAAAGGCUUUGGGCAGUUUGGCCUCCAGAGACUCGACAUCAGCAUGAUGGAGAACGAUCCCGAAUCCAUCGGCCACCACUUUGCAUCCAACAGCAGCUCCGUGGCAGCCGCCAUCCUUGUGCCUUUCAUCGCCCUGAUUAUUGCAGGGUUUGUGCUUUAUCUCUACAAACACAGGAGGAGACCCAAAGUCCCAUUCAAUGGCUACGCUGGCCACGAGAACACCAACGUGAGGGGAACCUUCGAGAACCCCAUGUACGACCGGAACCUGCAGCCCUCAGACAUCAUGGCCAGCGAGGCCGAGUUCACAGUGAGCACGGUGUGCACGGCUGUAUAGCGCUGUCCCCACACGAUUCCCAGGAUUGGUGUCCAGUGGAUGAUUGUCCCACCUCUCCAUCUAUCCAUCCCCUCCCCACCUCCCUGCUCCCGCCCCUGCCGAGGCUGCGGAGAAGCUGCUGCACCUCCCUGGAAUUCCCGAAGGGCUGCUGGAUCCACCUGCUCCAUCCUGCUGGAUCCACCUGCUCCAUCCUGCUGGAUCCACCUGCUCCAUCCUGCUGGAUCCACCUGCUCC